UCGACAAUUAUCAGCUGUUUUCUGUCAAACGCGGCAUUUUACGUAGAGUUGCGCGGAAGGCAUGUCGCGCGAGGAAACAUAAAAUAUAUAUGUAUAUAUAUAUAUAUAUACACACACAACCACGUGAAUGUAUAUCAACGAUUUAAGAUAAUUGCGAUGUGAAUCACGCUAUCAUCAUCGUUUAUACACGAAGGAAAAACUUUUCCUCAUGUAUAUAUAUAUAUAUGUGUGUGGAAUCAUGACUAUUCAAUAAUCAACAUGAUUAUAUCACACUUAUGAAAGGAUACAAAUCUAAAUAUAUCAGUGUUUACGUGUACUGCACGUGUGCUGAACAAAGAAAACAAGCGAUUUUAAGCUAGAAACAUGUAGCGUGUAUUUGCUUAUCGCGAGUUCCUAAUUAAAGCGACUGCUUGGCUCGAUGAGUUCACUAGUCAUCGAUUGAUUUAUUUUUCUGUUGUACAAAGAGCAAUAUUAUAUUUUUUCUUGCGAAUAUUACGAGAAAUAGUGAUGGAUAAUUUCUUUUGUACAGGAUGGAAACGUUACGCAUUGGUGCAACCACCUGUCAUGGUACUGAUCGUUGCUAUGUCAAUGUCAGGUACCAUCUUGACAGAUCUGAUAGUGUAUCGUACGUGCCUUACUACCUUGGAAAUUAACAAGACAGAAUGCCUGAUACUUCACAAUAAUAGCAGCAGCAAGGAGGCACUCAAUUUGAAUAUAAAAGUUCAACCACAUGCAAGUUUAGUUUUGAUGGGUAAAUCCCUUAUUGAGAGUAUUUUUCCCUCGAUUCUGUCUCUGUUUCUGGGACCAUGGAGUGAUAAGUAUGGAAGGAAACCUGUUAUACUUUCAGGAUAUAUAGGUAUAUCUUUAACUUAUCUCCUGCUUUCUAUCAUGGCUAAUUGGGAGAUCGUGCCUUGGUAUUUUUUGAUAGCUUAUAUUCCUAUGGCUUGCCUGGGUGGUAUAAGUGUAUUGAUGUUAGCUUCAAUUUGCUACAUCACUGACAUAACUGAUAAUAAUGAACGGGCAUGGCAUUUGGCCUGGCUAGAUGCAUUAAUUUCUCUUGGUUUGCUAAUUGGAUUAUUUUCUGGUCCAAUAAUAUAUGAAGAAUAUGGAUACACCACUGUGUUUAGUGUUGCGACUGUGCUGUGCACUAUAGCAACAUUGUAUAUAUUGCUUUUUAUUCCAGAGACCAUAGAGAAUCGUACUUCUGGUGUUUGCGACAUAUUUGAUUUCGAGCUUGUGAAGGAUCUUUAUAACACUUGUGUCAAGAAGAGAGAUGGAUUUGAUAGAUUAUUGGUCUGGAGCUGCGUAGCUUGUCUUACAUUGCUCUUAAUUCCCUUUCAAGGGAACCUCUCUAUUGGAUAUCUAUUUACAAGUGCACGGCUUGGUUGGACCGUAGAUAAGUUUUCUGUUUAUAUAGCUACAAGUGUUGUCGUGGGAUUCUUGGGCACAAUAUUUGGUAUUAAAUUACUGCAAAAAUAUGCAGAAUUUCCAGAAGUGGUGAUUGCCAUAAUAUCUGUCAUAUCAUCUUUAUGUAGUGCCUUAGUGUGUGCUUUUACAUGGCAAUCCUGGCAUAUGUACUUGUCAACAGGUGUAGGCAUGUUUAGUGAUUUAUCUAAACCAAUGAUACGUGCUAUAUUAUCCAAAGCAGUACCUGAGAAGGAUACAGGGAAGGUUUUCUCUCUAGCAACAUUUCUAGAGACGCUGUUACCAUUUGCGGCAGCUUCUUUAUAUACUUUUCUUUUCCACUAUAUGCCACCUUUGUAUCCUCUACCAGUGUGGUUUUUAUCAGCAGUAUUUUACGUCUUUACUAUUAUGAUAUUAAUAUAUAUGCAGCUACAUAUAAGACGCAACGUGAUAGCUUUCAUCCAAAUAACAGAAGAUACUGAUUAAAAUCAUUAAUAUUUAUCAUAUAAACAAAAUAUGAAAAUUUAAAUAACAAAAAGUAGUCAGUUUGAUAUUGAAAAGGUGAUAUUGCAAUGUAUUUUUUAAUAGUUCAUGAAAAAAUUUAUGUAUCAUAUA
Nylanderia fulva is the source of this 2019-nucleotide messenger RNA. RefSeq names its product putative peptidoglycan muropeptide transporter SLC46. Lineage: Eukaryota; Metazoa; Arthropoda; Insecta; Hymenoptera; Formicidae. Gene Ontology annotation, molecular function: transmembrane transporter activity. Gene Ontology annotation, biological process: transmembrane transport. The record is from RefSeq and is a predicted model, not a curated record. Gene Ontology annotation, cellular component: membrane.